GCGAAGGCACUGCUGUGGACAUAAAAUACUAGCAGUGGGCCAGCCCGGCGUGCCAACCCUCUGUACAAUCCCUUGGCAGAGAAAUGACGCCAGCAGUGACAGAGCACAUGUUCCAAUUUGGAUCAACUUCCAUACACCAACUCUUUGGCCACAUUCGGACAGUUUUGUACCUUUGCCUCUACGCCACCGUGAUGGCAGACUGUGAUUCAGAGAAGAGCCCCUUUGUUGUACCUUUGAUCAUCCUACUUAUCGAUACUCGAAUUGCGCCCUAUUCUUUGUUACUCCAUUGGCUCCUCGGUUCUACUAAUAAUAAAGAAUAGCUAAGGUCUUGAUCCUCGAAUAUCCAAUACCUCGCACCGCUAUCAGCCACUAGGAAUAAAGGAUGGACUGCUCUCUGAUGUGGGGAGCGUUGACACCUUUGUCACCAAUGAU
Molecule: messenger RNA, 432 nt
Organism: Aaosphaeria arxii CBS 175.79
Lineage: Eukaryota; Fungi; Ascomycota; Dothideomycetes; Pleosporales
Exons: 1
Coding region: 84-320 (78 amino acids)
Source: RefSeq, a predicted model, not a curated record